Molecule: messenger RNA, 713 nt
Organism: Xylona heveae TC161
Lineage: Eukaryota; Fungi; Ascomycota; Xylonomycetes; Xylonales; Xylonaceae
Exons: 1
Coding region: 124-627 (167 amino acids)
Source: RefSeq, a predicted model, not a curated record
CAGUGGAAAUGAGGAGGAAACAAAAAUUUGGCGCCAUUCGAGCAGCUUUUUGGUAUUGAUACUGGACUGUUGGUCCUCUGCUGCCUUUUUUUUUCCAUUAUUCUUUUUUUUUUUUUUUUCCCCAUGUUACGCCCGGCAGAUGAAGCAACGAAGGAAACGACAGGGUAUAUUGGCAGGCGUGGUAUCUCUUUUCUUUUUCCUUUUUUUCUUUAUUUACCCUUUUUAUCUGAGGGAGGUCUUUGGGCGUUUUACUGCGGCUUGUCAAUAUGGGGUUUUUCGGUAACAUUCUUUUCUCGUUCUUCCCGGGCAUGGUUUACGUUGAAUUGGGAUGAUUAUUCCGUGGCGUGGAAAAGGGGGAUUUAUCAUGUCCAAAAUUUCUUUUGUUCUUUGGACUCAGCAGCAACAGCAGCAGCGGGGAAGUGUUCUAGCUGCUUGCAAACAAAUCACACGGUGUGUUGGCUCCAUCGCUCAUUAUCACUUUUUUUAAGAGUCUUUUUGAGCUUUGUUAGCUUGAUACUUGAUACCACUUAUAUCUUAAAUAAUACAAUUGCAAAAAAAAACUUUGCCAAAACCACACACUCUCCGUACUUACCUUUGGUAUCUAAGGUAUCUAGCUCCGUUCUUUAGUUACAGUUUUUGUGUCGUCGAGUUCAAGCCGUGGGAAGCCGCGUUUAGCCAGCGCAGUAGCUAAUCAUGCAGUUAUGCAAAUGGUC